Molecule: messenger RNA, 2201 nt
Organism: Vanessa tameamea
Lineage: Eukaryota; Metazoa; Arthropoda; Insecta; Lepidoptera; Nymphalidae
Exons: 9
Coding region: 653-1843 (396 amino acids)
Source: RefSeq, a predicted model, not a curated record
AGUCAGUGCUUUCUGAACCGUCGCGCGGUGCAGUCGCGUACGGCGCGUACGUAAACCAACAUCGAAAAAUGCCGAGCUGCGAUUUCGUCAAGCGCUAUAUAGUUAACACUUUUUGUGAAUACAGCAUACUUGUAUGAGUAAGAAAAUCAGAAGUGAUGUAAAGUGUUGCGUUAUAUUGUGUUUAAAGGAUAUGAGGUGCUAAGCGUUUUCUUUUAAACUUACGCGCCAGGAUUUAAGAUUAAUCCGCGUAAACAAAAUAUAUUUUUAGUUUACUCUUGAACCUCGUAGUGCAUGAUGUCGGAUUUAAUCCUAACACACGAUCGCACUAAACUUCUUAUACGAUUUAUGUAUAAUGAGCCUUUAACGAAAUAAAAAUAGCGGAACGACAUCCAGUAAGCACUUAUAAUAUAUGACAGGGCAUUAAUUUUAACAGCCGUAAGUGUCACUUCGUUAUUUGUCAACGAGUUGAUUAAGAACUAAAAUAAAUGUUGACAGAUUUAGUGGUAACAGGGUUCACUAAUUAGGACAUAAUAAAUUAAUUAAUUAAUUAAAAUAAGAUAUUUAGUGACGAUGAAGAGAAGAAGAGUGUAAAAAUUGAAAAUAAUAAUAUUAAAGGUGUAUAUUAAUAAAAUAAUCAAAUAUAUAAAAUAAAAUGGCUCCUGAAUUGAAAAGGAUAAAGUGGCAUUUAUACGUCCUGAAUGCGAUUCUGUACUUCGUAUCGAUGAUAUACGAAGCCGGCGGGCUCCGUACAACGGAACUUCACAUAAUACCGAGAGUCGUACAGCGGGGUAGAAACGUUACGAUGGCGUGCUUAUACCAGAUACAUCAAAGCGAAAUAUAUUCUGUUAAAUGGUUCCGAGGAACGCAAGAAUUCUACAGAUAUUCCCCGCUCGAAUCGCCUACGACAAGAUUGAUGCCAGUUAGUGGAAUUAAAAUUGAUAGACUAAACUCAAACGAAACACACGUAGUUCUGAUGCGGGUAACGCCUGGGCUGAGCGGAAACUACAGCUGUGAAGUCAUACAAAAUGCUCAUACGUUUCCACAUUAUACUGCGACAGCCAGACUUGAUGUUGUUGGUAUUGGUGGUCUCCGAGCGAUUGACCUAAGGAUAUCACCUCCGGUAGUCCAGAGAGGGUCAGAUGUGACGUUAGCCUGCCUUUAUGAGCUAACGGAUGCGCCAUUGUACUCCGUUAAGUGGUACAGAGGGCGACACGAAUUCUACAGAUACUCACCUACAGAGACGCCGGCUACGAAAAUAUUUCCGUUUGCUGGGAUCAAUGUUGACCUGGCCAGAUCGAAUCAGAGUCAGGUAGUGCUAACGCGAGUCAGCUUCGGCCUAUCCGGGAAUUUCAGCUGCGAAGUCACAGCUGACGCACCUUCUUUCGCAACAUCAAUCGUGUCUAACACAAUGGAUGUUGUGGUUCUACCGCCAUCGUCGCCAACGAUUCACACAAGCCAACAUUAUUACAUGCCGGGCGACGUGCUGAGAGGCAACUGCACGUCCGGACCCGGCCGCCCCCCCUCGGAGCUUACAUUCUACAUUAAUGAUAUCCCAGUAACACCAGGAAUGUACCAAGUACAGCCAGCUCCGGAAGGUCUAUUUCGAUCGGAGUUAUAUGUCCAGAUCCAGUUAUGGCCGGCGCAUUACGAGAGAGGAGCGCCGAUCCUUAGGUGCGAGGCCAAAGUGGGGGACCUAUAUAGGGACAACUCAGCCGUUGCCUUGUAUUCAGCUAACAGUGAUCCCAAAAUAGAGAGAGUGACGUCGCCUGGUUCUGGAGCCAAACUGCACGCGUGCCAAAUCCUUCUACUGCUCCACAUUAUUGUGUGGGCUAACAAUACAUAGGCAUAAUGAUCAUACGUGUACUGGAGUGCUGUUUCAUUCCAAUAAGGUGAAAUAGAAUGAGAAAGAAAAUCUAGAUCAACCAAUCAAAUUACAAGAUUAUAUUAUUCGUUGUAUGACCUUGAUUAAACAGUUCUGAUUGGUUAUUUCCAAUGUAUUAUUUCAUUAUUCUAUUCGCCUUAUUGGAUUGAAACAGCACUUAUUAUAAAUAUUAAAAUAGAUAUGAAAUAGAUGUAUUCAAUUCUGGUCAAGAGAUAAGGGGAAAUUAAAAAUAGUUAACUGUACCUAAAUGAGCUAAUAAUUAUACCAAAGAAUGUAAAGACUAAGAAUAUUGUUGAUUUAAUACAAAUUAUAUGUCGAA